This is a messenger RNA of Raphanus sativus (radish), 1036 nucleotides long. Its product is annotated as protein DEHYDRATION-INDUCED 19 homolog 4. The record is from RefSeq and is a predicted model, not a curated record. The coding region runs from base 209 to 868 and encodes 219 amino acids. The transcript has 5 exons. NCBI's taxonomy places the organism in Eukaryota, Viridiplantae, Streptophyta, Magnoliopsida, Brassicales, Brassicaceae.
UCGGUAAUAAAGUCUCACUUCCACUCUCUCUCUCUCUCUCUCUCUCUCUCCAUCUCCUUCCGUUGUUCUUCCCCUCUCUCUCUCUCUCUCUCUCUCUCUCUCUCCCGUCCUUCUAGGGUUUCGUUCAUUUCAUCACAUUCAAUUCUUUCUCCUUUCAUCUCAAUUCUUCUCUGUUUUUUUAUUUAUCUUUCGUAGCAAUCAGAGGAGAAUGGAUUCCAAUUCAUGGAUCAAUCAUCCUUCCGUUUUCUCGUCGAGACGAUGUCAACAAUCCCGAUCAGAUUUGUAUAUAGGUGGAGGGUACGAGGAUCUCGAAGGAGAAGACGAAUCGAAGUCGGAGUUUAUCUGCCCGUUUUGCGCGGAGUUUUUCGACAUUGUAGGGCUCUGUUGUCACAUUGAUGAAGAGCAUCCUGUUGAGGCCAAGAACGGGGUCUGUCCUGUAUGCACAAAGAGGGUGGGAUCAGAUAUCGUCGGCCAUAUCACGACGCAACAUGCCAACUUUUUUAAGGUGCAGCGAAGGAGAAGGUUGAGAAAAGGUGGUGGAUACGGCUCUGCUUAUCUCGCCUUGAAAAAAGAGCUACGGGAAGCUAACUUACAGUCUCUUCUUCUUGGUGGAUCUUCAAGAUUCACUUCUCCAACCAAUAUAGAAUCUGAUCCGUUGCUGUCAUCCUUUAUGUUUAGUUCUCCUUCUGCUACUAAUGAGUCUGCUAGCAAAUUUACUACAAAACUCUCGCAAAAGGAAUCUCUCAAGAGAGGCAUACAAGAAGCUCCACUAACGGUAGAAGAUCAAGAGAAGGCUAGAAAGAGCGAGUUUGUGAGAGGUUUAUUGUUAUCAACAAUCCUUGGAGAUGGUUUGACGAUGCAUGCGUGAGUAAAUCUAAGGUUGAAAUUGUUAUAGUAGAGUGGUCUCAGUGUAUGAUGGAAAAAAGCUUGUAAGUUAAGUUGAUGCAGAGUUAAAUCCAUAUACUAUAUAUAUAUAUAUAUAUACCUUGAGACUUUCAUCGAUUCAAAUAAAUGAGGAGUUGGAUUAUUUUUUCCC